AUGUUAUACUACGGGUUUUUAUGCUUAACAAUAUUGUACACAGUGCUAAGUGUACAAACCGAAAUUCCGGCUCAGGUUGUUACGUUAUUGGAUAAGAAGUCAUAUGUUGAAUACAAAUUUAUUGAAUGGAACUACUACGAUGAUGGUCCACAAUUAAUCGUACCAAUACGUUUCCGUACUCGAUCAAUCGAUGGACGUCUGAUAAUGUUAUCAGCACAAGGACCUGAAGGAAGCAUAUUCAUUCUAUCUGCAUAUAUCGACAAUACAGCGGUUAUUGUUGAUUUAGUCGAUGGUCACGGGAAACUCAUCAAGAAAACUCGGGAACAGUUACCCGGCGCAAAUAAUGGCAUGGAAUAUUCGAUGUCAAUUCAGUUAAAUUUGGAAAAGAAAAUGUUAAAAAUGAUUUAUAGUGAAGGAAUGAUGGAUUCGUAUGAUUUUACUGAUAAUAUCAAAGUUAAAAAUCGUAUACAACUUGUUAUUACAACCGGAAGUAGUGGUAACUUUUAUUUUCUUCUCCAUUAUAUUUGGACAAAUAUUCGAAAUAUUUUCCUCAUUGUUGGAAUGCAACUUCUUUCGACCUACAUGUAUAUCGUUUCUUAA
Molecule: messenger RNA, 600 nt
Organism: Loa loa (African eye worm)
Lineage: Eukaryota; Metazoa; Nematoda; Chromadorea; Rhabditida; Onchocercidae
Exons: 4
Coding region: 1-600 (199 amino acids)
Source: RefSeq, a predicted model, not a curated record